This is a messenger RNA of Fundulus heteroclitus (mummichog), 1536 nucleotides long. RefSeq names its product purinergic receptor P2X, ligand-gated ion channel, 3b (gene p2rx3b). The transcript is spliced from 12 exons. Gene Ontology annotation, cellular component: plasma membrane; nuclear inner membrane. Lineage: Eukaryota; Metazoa; Chordata; Actinopteri; Cyprinodontiformes; Fundulidae. The record is from RefSeq and is a predicted model, not a curated record. Gene Ontology annotation, biological process: monoatomic cation transmembrane transport; response to ATP. Gene Ontology annotation, molecular function: extracellularly ATP-gated monoatomic cation channel activity; ATP binding; purinergic nucleotide receptor activity. Bases 399 to 1502 code for a protein of 367 amino acids.
AGAAGAAGAAAAGAAGACUGUUGGCUGAUUCACUGGACACCUACAAAUAAGAACAGAAUGAGAAGACUCUUCAUUAACUCUUUUUGUCAUUGUGAUGUAUGAAGUCCAUAGAAGAGGAAACAUAACAUUAGAUGAACACUAUAGUAAAUGAGGGUUAGGAAUUUAGACAGAUAAGCAACAUUUUGACAACCUUUUCUCUUUGCCAGAGCUGUGUGUUAUUUAUUUUUGUGUUUUUUUUGGAGGACCUAAAUCUGCAAUUACCUUUUGGAAAGGCCAACACAGCUACAGGGAUUGAUUAUUUGUUUCCAGCUAGAAUCUUUAUACUAUAAAACAAUUGCUUGUUUUAUAGUGAAAAAAGCUUUUAUAAUUUUUGUAUUUUCUGUCGACAUACUGCAAAAAUGUGGUCAUGUAUGAAGAACUUCUUCACUUAUGAAACAACAAAGUCGGUGGUUGUAAAAAGCUGGACUAUUGGUAUCAUCAACCGGAUUGUUCAACUUAUCAUCAUUUCUUACUUUGUUGGCUGGGUGUUUCUCUGGGAGAAGGCCUACCAGGUAAGAGACACGGCUAUAGAGUCCUCAGUCAUGACUAAGGUCAAAGGCUUUGGAAACUACAAUAACAGAGUCAUGGACGUUGCAGACUACGUCACUCCUACACAGGGAGGUUCAGUCUUUUGCAUCAUCACAAAAAUGAUUACAACAGAGAACCAAGUUCAAGGAUACUGUCCUGAGACUGAGAAAUACAACUGUACCAAAGACAGCGACUGCAUUAAACGUCGUAACAAACCAGGAGGAUAUGGAAUUUUCACCGGGAAGUGUGUUCCUUUCAAGAACGACACCAGGAUGUGUGAGAUUAAAGGGUGGUGCCCUGCAGAGAUCGACACCAUAGAGACUAAUCCCAUGGAGGAUGUGGAGAACUUCACAGUCUUCAUUAAGAACAGCAUCCGUUUUCCAAGUUUUAACUACACCAAAGGGAACUUUCUUCCAUCAAUAACUAAAGAGUACAUCAAAAAGUGUAACUUUCACAAAGUAACUGACAUCUACUGCCCUAUCUUCAAAGUGGGGGACAUUCUUAAAGAUGCAGAACAGAACUUCACUCAGCUGGCAAACACGGGUGGAGUGAUUGGAAUAAUGAUCAGCUGGAUGUGUGAUCUGGAUAAGUCAGAUGAUGAUUGUAAACCAUCAUACUCAUUCACCCGACUUGAUGCCAUGUCCCAGCAGAACAAUGUUUCUCCUGGCUACAAUUUCAGGUUUGCAAAAUACUAUAAGAUGGAAAAUGGGACAGACUACCGCACUCUGGUCAAAGCCUAUGCAAUUCGAUUUGAUGUUAUUGUUAAUGGAAAUGCUGGCAAGUUUAACAUGAUCCCUACCAUCAUAAAUAUGGUGGCAGCAUUCACAUCAGUAGGAGUGGGCACAGUGCUAUGUGAUAUAAUACUGCUAAACUUCCUGAAGGGUGCAGAGCAGUACAAGGCUAAGAAGUUUGAAGAGGAAUUGGAUCCUGUAUAAAUGGUUGCGUAGAACUUACUGGCCUUUGUGACAC